AUGUGGAAACCAACAAACUUUAAUUUAAAUUGUUUAAGAAUAUUAGAAGGAAAUAUAUCUGAUAUUAAUAAAGGUAUAAAAAAAAGAUUUAUUAUAAAAAAUUUACCUAAUGAUUUUGAUAUAUCAUGUGAAGCAAUACAUCAAAGAGGAUACUAUCCCUUAAAACCAUUAUCAGAUUUAGAAAAAAAUUAUCCAAUAGCAUAUGCUAGAAAUGUAUAUAAUGAUUAUUAUACAUUAGAAUUACAAUUUUUAAUAUCAUUUGCUCCCCAAAAUCAUUAUUGUUAUGCAAUUGAUAAAAAAGCAAAAGAAUUUAGAAAUCAGGUAGAAAAAUUGGCAAAAUGUUUUGAUAACAUAUAUAUAACAGAUAUUAAUUAUGAUAUGACUAGUGGAGGAAUAAAUCAAGCAUUAAGUAGUUAUGAAUGUAUGAAAUAUUUGGUUAAAAAAAAAUGGAAAUAUUUAUUUGUUUUACAGAAUGAUGAUUUUCCUUUAAAAACAAACUUAGAACUUGUCCAAAUAUUGUCAGCAAGAAAUGGGACUAUGGAUAUUGGUUAUACAAAUCCAAAUUCACUUAUUAAAUCACGUAUAGAUUUAUCAAAAAAAUGGGAUCAUAAAUCAUUAAAUUUUAUAAAAAAUAAUAAUACUGAAAAUUUUAAUAAUGAUCUAUUAAAUGAGUCAAUGAAAUUUCAAAAAGGUUACUAUCCAAAUGGUUUACCAAGAGAGGCAGUUGAAUAUAUUGUAAAUUAUAUUAAUUUAACAACAUACUUAAAUCAAAUAAAUACAGGUAGAUAUGGUGAAGAUGAAAUGGUUUGGCAGACAUUAUUUAAUGAUAAUUUUCUUAAAAUUCCCCAAUGGGUUCAUGAAGAUUGCCUUAGUGAAUAUUAUACAGAAUCAACAUAUAUGAUAAGAUAUGCAAUAUGGACUCGAAGUAAUUGUAAAAGUAAAUUAUUCUCUCAUUCUUUAUGUGUAAUGGGUAUUGAAAUGUUAGAAGAUUUAAAAAAUAUUCCACAAUUUUUUGCUUAUAAAUUUAAAAGUGAUCAAGAUAUGGGUGCUGCUAUAUGUUAUGCAGAAUAUAUUUAUAAUAAAACAUAUUUUUCAAAAUCAAGUGAUAUAAAUAUUGAAUAUUAUUUAAGUUUACCACAAACUAAAUAUCAAAAUACAAACUUUCUUGAAAAAACGGUUAUUAUAGAAAGUUGUAAAAAAAAUAAAAAAUGGUAA
Strongyloides ratti is the source of this 1215-nucleotide messenger RNA. Its product is annotated as Glycosyl transferase, family 14-containing protein. The transcript is spliced from 3 exons. Lineage: Eukaryota; Metazoa; Nematoda; Chromadorea; Rhabditida; Strongyloididae. Bases 1 to 1215 code for a protein of 404 amino acids. Gene Ontology annotation, molecular function: glycosyltransferase activity. The record is from RefSeq and is a predicted model, not a curated record. Gene Ontology annotation, cellular component: membrane.